AUGAAAAUACCUCUUAAUACUCUAGAGCAGCCUAAAGAAAUCGACCGACGCAUCUUGGCCUCCAUCUUAGCAAGUCCCAACUUCUUGGAAGAGUUGCUUUAAUUAGUGAAUGACAAGAGUAAUGUUAUCCACAAAUUAUCCUUGGGAUCAUUGACUUUACUAAUGGAUAAAUUAGAUGACUAUAUAGAGAAUAUGGCCUAGCAAGUGUAAUAGAACUCUAGGCAUGAUUGUUCGUAGUUGUUAAACCUCAUUAAUAGUUUAAUGGAGUAUGAGUGUUAUAGAAAGUUGUUUAAUUCAUUAGAACAUCUAUUAAGCAUAGUGGAGCAUACGGAUAACUUGUAAAAUUAUGAGACAAUUAUGAACAUUCUGAUCAAAAUUUGUGAUUAAGCGAUAAAUCUAAAUAAUCCUUAAUAGAAAGAAACCUGCAAUUAAUAAUUACGAGAUAAUAUCCCUAGAUUGAUUUACCUAAAUAGAUUCCUCUUUGAUCAUAAUAAUACACUUUCAUCAACUAAACUUGAACUGAUUGAUUACUAUCAUGAAGAUCCAAAUUAUUUAUCUAUUACAGAUAAACCCAUUUAAUUCCCAUAACUACAUUUUGAAUAUAUAGAACCGACUAUUUUAGAUGAGCCUUAUGCAGAUUUAUGUAAAAAUGGUGUUCACAAGAAAGAAUUAUAGCAUUAAACAUCAAUCAAAAACUUUAGCAUUUACGAUGACAAUUCCACAUCUGCCCUUCUUUUGGCCAAAAAAACAUUAGGAUAAUAAGACAUGCCUUUAAAUCCCUUAGUAGAAGCAGUAAAAUAUCGUAUUCUGAUUUACAGAGGUUUGGCAUAGAAUAAAAUUGAUACUAAUACAUUGGUUUUAGGUAUGCAUAUUCUAUCCCUUGAGAUGAAUAUGUUGCUCGAUGCUUUCUGUUCAACUCACGACUGUGCUUUCUUGUUGGAUUAAGUAUUUGUGGAAAAAAUUGAAUAUGAACAAUAUUUCAGCAUCUAUACCAAAUUAUUUUAAUUGAAGACUGUGUAACCAAGACUACUGGUUACCAUUUUAUCAACCCUGGAUGAAAUACUAAUCACUGAAAAAUAGUAAGAUAAUGAAAUAGCAUUAAAUACAGCCAAAAAUUAUGAUGAAAUCUUCUUAUAAUUGAUUUACGAUGUUUUAUCGAUGCAACCACAUCAAAUUGAAAUCGAAUCAAGUUACCCCUUAAAAUACAAUGGAUAACUCUUAAAUGAACAAUGCGCUAGAGAUGAAGAAGUUGCUUGUGGCAUUUUCAAACUGUUCUCUUCUGAAUCUGGAGUGUUAUUAUUAAGCCGUGGUAACAUUGCACUUGGAUCAUCACAAGCUCUAGUUAAAACACUACUUAUUUAAGAUAACAAAUUAAUAUUGCCCCCUGAAAUCUUGAAAGCAGCCAUUGGAAUGUUAGGCAGGUUGUCCAGAAAAGAAGAUCUACAAAGGGAUCUUAAAAUAUUUAAUGAUCUAAUUAAGGUAGUUGACAACCUUAUUACCAUCGGACCUAAUCUAAUCAAACCUACAGAUUAAGGAUAUCAACAAGUUACCUUCGAUGAAACUGAUUCUAUCAUUUCAUUCGCUAUUUAGAGCAUCAACGAACAUUUCAAAGACGACCUUGGGAGGAGAUACAAUAGAGCAAAUGCACCUACAAUUGCCAGAAAGGUGUCAGAAACUCAGAUCAUCAAAAAACUAUACAAUUUUCUUUAAGACAACAAAUACACGCUUAUUAUACAGCAAACACUCAUUUUGAUUUCACAUCUUGCAAAUGAGGUUCCUACUCUUAUUGGCAGAUUGAUAGACUCUCAGUUACCCUAACAAUUGAAUUCUAUCAUACAGGGUCUAAAUUUAACUUAAAUCAACAGUAAAAUGGUCAAUGCUGUAUUUUAAUUCUACUUUAAUGUUACACUCAAGGAAGAAGGAUAUGAUCAAUUUAAUAAUUGUGGCUUAUAAUUCAUGCAACAGAUACUUGAGAGCAGUUUAAUUUAAACUAAUGCUCCUAAAGAAAUACUCACAUCUGUAGGUUAGAACAUAGCUAAGUAUCUACAAAAGAUUGACAAGGUUGGUCCAUAAGUUAUAAAUAUAUUGAACUUUGUAUUAGAGAGACUGCAUAAAGAAUUGAUAAACAAGAAAAAUAAUUUGAAAGAGGACACAUAUUAAUAAUAUUAUGAGAUUAUUACAAAAGUGUCAAACUUAUCCAUAUUAAUUUUGAGGAUGAUUCACAAUUUGCAUCCAUCUUAAUAGGCUGAAAUGAAUACCAAAGGCUUUUUUGAAGAUUUAUUGUUGUUCUUUGAAUUUCCUACUUUUGAUUUUAAAAUUGACUUAACCAAAGUAUUUAGAUUAUUUGCUUAAUUAGAUGAAUUUGAUAAUCCAUUUAAAGCAUUGUCUAAAGUACUUGUCUCAAUUUAAAAACUGGAGAAUAAGUUAGGUUGUACUCUGGAAAACUCAAACAUUGUUAUUGAUGAAUCAUUCUAUAGCUCUGAGAAAUUCUUUCUUAAUUGUCCUUUGGACUAAUUGCAAUAGAAAUUGGAAUUUGUUUCUUAUUAUUCUUAGAUUGAGUCCCUGAUGGAAGUCUUAAAGCAUUAUUUGAUGAAUGGUCUAAUUAGAUCUGAAUAAUAGGAGAUAAGCAAAUUAUUGAGUAAGAGUUGUUCAUUACUUUUAAUAUUGGUAAGAUCCAUUAAGCAUGGGCAAGAUUAGAAAAUAGAUCAAACAUUCAAGAAGUCUGUCUUCUAUCCAUACAUAUAACUAUUAAAGGUCAUAAUAAUCAAUUCAUAUAGAGUUAUAAGAAGAAUCAAUAAUGAGUUGCAACCCCUCAGCAAUUUGUUUUGUUAAUUAAGUGAAAAUUUGAGGAAUGAAAAUAUUCAAGUUAUUUAAUUGCACACUUAUCUAAUUAAUGAUCUAUUAAAUAACCUAGUAGAAGGUCGGAAGUAUGCUGAUUUCCAGAAUUUGCAUCCAGACUUUUUAAGUCUAUUAAUAAACUCUGAUUUUCUAGAAAACCUCAAAUCUGGAAUAAGUUCAUUUAUUUAAUUGGUGGGGUAGAAGAGUAAUGUAGAAUCUAUAGAUUUACUGGGUUGGCAGUAUGCAAACAUCAUUAAAUUAAUCUAUCUUAACAAAAUAGAUUAAAGCAAAAAAUUGUAAGGUUACUUGUUGAUUCCAAAACAAAUUGAAGAAAUAUAAAAUCUACUUACUAUAACUCAAUGUUUGUCGGAUGAUCCUAUAUAUGCAAUAUAAGAAUAGUUGCUCAAUAAAGCAGUUUUCAUCUUCCGUCCCUUCUUCUUACAAGAAAUACUUUAGAAAGAUAAAGACAACCUAUUUUAAAAGGCUUAUUAAGUCUUCAGAGAGGACAAUGGAGGCGAAAUUGAUAUACUCUAGUAAGAUCCUAAUGAAGUAAGAGUAAAACUUAGAGACAUGGGUUUUCAAGAUGAUGUCAUAACAAUAGCACUUCAAAAUAAUGAUAUUUAUGAUGUGACAAGACUAACUGAUUGGAUCUAUGAAAAUUUUGAUAUGAUUGAAGAAUAGAGAGUCAAAAUGGUUGAAAUUCCAAAGAAUGAACCUUCAUUAGAAGUCGUUACCCAACAAAUUCAAAAUAAAUAAAAGAAUCUUAAACAAUACAUCUAGACAAAUAUGCUAUAUUUUAGUAAAUUCGAAGAAAGCAUCUUUUAACUAUUGGAAGGAUAGAUUAUGCCUUCAUUAUUAAAGUGUUUGAAGUAAGUUGUGUAUGAGUAAUUCAAAUUGCAACUUAAAUUUAAGGAUUGCGAACCUGAAAUCAAGCCUCCUUCAACUGAUAAUAUGAAAGUCAUCAUUACAAUUUUGCAUUACAUCUUCAAACAAAAAAACCUCGUUGAAGAAUACGAAAGUAUUGUGACAGAAUUGAUGAAGUUGGCAUAGGAAAUAAUGAAAUCAUAGGAUGAUCUAAGUCUCAAAGCUAUAAAUCACAUUUUGGCCAUUUUAACUCUCUUUAUAACUGAUGACCAAAAAAAGAAAAAAAAUCAUCAUGACACAGUAAAUGACAUUCUUUUGGGAGUGAUCAAUAUCUUAAAAGGCAAAGUUCAAAACCAUAUAACUUCAAAAAUUUGCAUCGAAAUCCUAGUGAGGGCAUUUGAAGUAAACAAAGAAAAUGUCUCUAAAUUUGUCUCACAAAUGAGAGGAUUAGAACAUUUGUUGAGAAUUAAAGGAGACUCACAAAAUCAUAUGUUCCCCUUGACUAAAUUAGUGCUUUCGAUUGUUCAUGACAAGAGUUUAGUGAUUGCCUAGGUUGAGGCUAAAAUUAAAAAGUUACUCUACAAUUAAGAAUAUAACAAAGAGAUUGAAAACAUCAAUAAACAACAAUAGUAGCCUUAAUCAUAGGUCUAAUAACAACAUUAACCUCAUUAUCCAAUUUGCUUUUAACCAAUUUAUUAUAACAUUCCAAUAACGAAUGAAAUUAAGAUUGCCUCUAAUCAUCCAUCAUUAUUGACAAUUUAAAAUCAAGCAUUCUAUACAGAUGAAGUAAAAGAGGUCAUGUCUCAUUUAUUUGAAGAUGGAGAAACCAUUGAUGGAGUUAAAUACUUGAAUCUCAGAAAGGGCUGUUCAUUGCACACUUUCGAUUGUGUUUAGCCUACCAGUUUUUAGAAACACAAAGAACCUGAAACGGCAAAAAAGAGCAAAUAAAUUUAAAAAAAGAAGAAAAGUGAAGAUAAACUCCAAUUAUAAUCUAACUUUUAGCAUACUCAAGAUGCUUAGAUUUUGAUCAAAUUGUUAAUAUAAUAGAUGAUAAGUUCAUUUUUCGAAAAUGAAUAAUAUCAAUAUCAUUGGUACACUAUAACUCAAGUAUUGUAAAUAUUGAUCAGACGUUAUCCUGUCUUAAUCCCAAAAAUAGUGAGAGUAAAUUGUAGUAAAUUGUUGAAGCCUUAUUAAAAAUAGUUAAGCACAGACUACUAAGAUCUAGAAUUACCUAGAAAAAUCUCAUUUCUUACUCUUAUUACCAGAAUUAUGACUCCUGCAAAGAAUCUUCUAUUUGAAUUGUGUUUGGACAAUGUCCUGUUGUAUUAAAUGGCUAAUAAUAACAUUAUUCCAUUUUCAAACGAAACAAGGAGAAAGAUUGUUAGUGAAUUGUAUGAUGGCAUAGAAAAACGAAUUAAAACCUUUGAUUCAAUUGUGUGUUAAUACUCAUAUACUUUGAUACGUUUGCUAUAGAUAAAGUCUGUGGCUAAGAUUUGUUAUAGAAAUAUUAAUGAUACAACAAAUUCAUUUAACUUUAUUAAAUUAUAUAUCGAUGGAAUGAAGAACUUUGAGUUGAAAUCAUAUUACAGAUAUGAAAAGGAAUUAUAAUUCAUUUCAGAAACCUUAGCAGUUCUUUUCAAUAUGGCUAUUUACCUUUUGUUUUAUAAACCAACCUCAGUCAUCGUCUCUAAAUUAUAACAAGAAUAAUAUGGAGAUCAUUAUCAAUUAUAGGGUAUGAUAGGAUAAUUGUUGCCAGAAGAGAUCAACUCACAAUUGGUACCAAAUAAGAGUAUUUUAUAUCAAGAUUCAAUUAAAUAUUUCUAAAAAUGGCCACUUUUACCCAUUUCAUUCCUAGAAGAGAUAAACUAAAAUCAAUAGCAUGAAGAGUUGGAAUUUUAAUAAUUCUUGCCUCCAUUUAGAAGAAGAAAUAGACUAGUGAAUGUUGAAUUGAUUGCCAAUAUCGAGGAAGAUGAUGGCAUGUUAGAAUUGGAAUAUGACCAUAAUGAUAUGCAAAGUGAGCAGAGUGGAGACUCUCAUAAUUCUCAUGAGUCAGCUCCUGAAGACCUUGAAGAAGAGGAAAAUAGUUGGGCAUCUAGUUAAAGUAGACACAAUCAGAUGGAGGCUGAAGAAGCUUAGAAUUCUUCAUCAAGUUGGACUGAUGAAGAGGAUGAUGACGAAGAUAAUGAUUAAUAGGAGGAAGGAAGUGAAUAGGAUGAGUAAGAGGAAUAGGAAGAAAAUGCAUCAAACAGUGUCAAUGAUGAGGACAUCGAUUAGGAGGAUGAAGAAGAACAUGAGGAAGAUCAAGAAGAAGGAGCUAUUGAUGAAGAAAAUGAAGUAUUCUAAUAAGAAGGAGAAAAUAAUGAAAUUUCAGAGGAAAAUAUUGAAGUCACUAAAUAAUUUCAUCAUCUUACUAGCAGAGAAGAUCAGGCAUUUGCUAAAAUGACUAAAUCUAUCAUUCAAUUAAUCGGCAUUUAAUUCCCAUAAUAAUUUGGGAAGGUCUUAGAUAAAUUAGUCCAUUCUCUACCUAAAAUGAAUUCCCCUGAUGAUUCACAACCAAUCAAUUGGUGGACUGAACUUACCUAAUACAUCUAAAAUCCAUUCUAGAUUGAUGAGAGAUCAUAUGGGUAAGAAUUGAGAAUGCAACCAUUUUUUAGAGAUAAUAGAUUGAACACUGAAAUCUUUAGAAUUGACUAAAAUGAUAGGGUUUUUAACAGAAAUUAAAUUGCUCGAUAUGAUCAAAUUGACAGAUAAGAAAGAAUUGAAUAGCUCAGAUAAGAAAGAAUAGAAUAACUUAGAUAAGACAGAAACAGAUCGAUAAUAUUUAGAAAUAGAAGAGAGGAAUAACAACUAGGACUACAACUCUAAUAUUAAAACCAACCUUAAGAUAAUUUGAUUUCCUAAUUUUAAUAACAUUUAUCACAUUAUACCAGAGAAUAAUAGUUUAUUCGAUUGUUCAAUUGGAAUUAAAUCCCAUCAAGCUAGUAAUAACCACAAUAAUAACAAGGAAAUAUGGCUUCGUUACAAGAGGCAUCUCAUAAUUUGUAAACCAUAUAAGAUCAAUUAUAAUAGUCAUUCUUGAACUUAUUAAAUACUAAUUAAAAUUUGUAGUAAUAGCAAUAGUUAUUGCAAUAAUAACAUCAAUAGUAAGAAUAAUAAUAACAAUAAUAAUAACAACAAUAAUAGUAAUAACAAUAACAAUAAUAAUAAUAAUAAUAAUAAUAAUAGUAAUAAUAAUAACAAUAAUAACUAUAGUUACUAUAAUAAUAGUAAUUCUAAUAAUAAUUAGAUUAAUAACUGUUUUAACAACAACUCUAAGUCGAAGAGGCAUAAGUUUUUGUACCUCAAUAAAACUCGGAAGUUAUGUAAUUAGAACCAUAAGUUUCAGAGAAUGAAUAAUAGGAAAAAAGAUAAUAAUAACAAUAAUAAUAAUAAUAAUAACAAUAAAUGUAAACAGAAGAAUAACCUUAAAAAAUAGAAUAAACAAAUUUAAAUAAUUAAUAAUAAUAACAAUAAAAUUUCGAAUAACUUUAUCCAAAUACCUUCAAUUUCUUAUUAAGAGUAGGAAGAACUUUUGAUGACUUAAUAAGCAACAGCAUUGAUCCCUCAGUAUUUGAAGAUUUAACAGAGGAAAUGAUGGUUGAUAUUAUUUCUACCAUCCCAGAAAAUAGAGAAAUUAAUCCCAUCGAAGGAAUAGAUUAAUAAUUCUUACAAUCAUUACCUCCAGAAAUUAGAAGAGAAAUUUAUUAAUAAUAUGUAUAGCCAAUUUAACCUCAACCUUAAUUGCAGUCUGAUUUAGAUCAGUUGAUUGCCUUAAUUAAUUCAACUCCUUAUGAUGAUAGAGAGGAAAUGUAUUUACAAAUCAGUGCCGAAUAAAUUAGAAAUCUACCUUAAGAUUUAAGGCAGGAAGCUACCUAGAUAAGAGAUAGAGCUGACUAAAGAGCGAUUGAGCAGACGGAGAGAUAAUUGUACUAUCAGGUUGAUCCCUAGUAACAACAUUAACGAAUUCCUAAUAUAUAACCAUAACAGCAAAGAAAAGAAAAUUAAAAAUCUUUGAAUUUGAAGAACUUACUUCAAACACAGAGACAUUUGGUUUAGAAAUUGGGAAAUGUGGAUGAUGAGUUUGCAGAAUCUCUAUUACGAUUACUUUAUGUUGAAUCUCAUAGUUUCGUGAAUUUCCCUAUUAACUUGUUCAUAGCUCUGACAAACAAUCCAAAUGUGGAAUAUAAGUUAAUUGAUGCUCUCUUCUUCAUCCUCAAGAAUCAUAGCAGUAGAGUAAUUUAGAGUGAGUUUCCUCCAUAAAUAUUAAUAAGAAGAAAUGGGUUAAUUAGAGAUUAAAGCAAGAUAUACGAAAUAGUAUCAUUAAAGAUUCUGUAUUUAAUUUCAAAAUUGCAGGGUCCAUCAAUAAAGUAUUUCUUUGAAACAAAGAAAUAAGUAUAAUUGCAAUCAAUAGCCAAAUUGUCAGAAGGCACUUAGGAGCUUCCAUUACUAUAGUUAAUUCAACUUUUGCCUUUGUUUAAGGGUGAUCAUCAAGAGUUGUUGAUAUAAGCUAUAUCAAAUAUAACAACAAAAUAGAGGGACUUUAAAUAAGAGCAAUUAAACUUGGAUUCAAAAUCAGUAGAAUGUGUUUGCACAAUAUUAUUGUAAAACAUGAAUAGAAGUGUUAAGAAUUUCUCUCAUAUUAUUUUAAAUCUCAGUAAUAAUAAAGAAAACCAAUAAUUGAUUAUCAAAUACAUUAAGGAAUUCAUAUAAAGAAUUACAAGAGAAAUAAAUAAUAAUUUUGCCAAACAAUGUUAAUAUGAUGAAAUCUUUACCGCAGACAAAGCUUUGAUAAAUGUAUUUCAAUUUGUCAGAGAAAUGAAUGACAAAAUUGGUGAGAAUAACGACUAACAAGAUACAAGAAGUAAUUUCAAGGAACUGUUGGAAGAUCAAGGUUUAGUAUAAUUAUGGAAAAACUUGAUAAAAUUAUUACAAGACAUUCCUUAAUAGUAGUUAGCAAAACUCAGUACUAAGAUAUCUCCAUAUUUGGAAUGCUUUUUCAUUAUUUAUCAAUUGGUCAAUCCUAUUAGAAAGAAUAAAAAUAUUUAAAGAGAACCAACAAAGAUUGCUAGUAUGGAAGGAUAAUAGCAAGAGGUUCAAGAAUAAUAAUUGCAUGAUGAAUUAUUCUAGUAGAUUUGUGAGAGUGGCAAGGUGUUAUUGAAUAUCAUGAUGAGAGAGAGAUUAUAAGAAUUGAGAGAGAAAGGAAAAUUAGUUAAUGAUUCUUUAGGAGUCAUAAUAUUUAAGAAUCCUAGAAUAGUGGAUUUUGAUAAUAAACAGAAGUAUUUCAAAAUGGAAUUGAAAUAAUUGAAAAUGUAAAACAAUAGACAUCAUUAUGGAAAUGUAAAUAUAAGAUGUAGGAGAAAGGAUAUAUUUAUGGAUUCCUAUCAUCGUAUAAGUAAAUUAAAGCCAGAAGAAUUGAAGGGUAAAUUACAUGUAGAAUUUGAUGGAGAAGAAGGUAUUGAUGCAGGAGGUGUCACUAGAGAAUGGUUUUUGAUGCUUUCAAAGGAGAUUUUCAAUCCAAAUUACGCUCUCUUCACUCCUUCGUUAAAUGGACAAAUGUUUUAGCCAAGUAAUAAAUCUCAUGUGAAUCCAGACCAUGUUAAAUAUUUUAAAUUUAUUGGUAGAAUUGUCGGUAAGGCAAUAUAUGAUGGAUAAUUAUUGGACACAUACUUCACACGUUCCUUUUAUAAACAUAUUUUGGGUUAGAAAUUAACAAUUCAUGAUAUGGAGGACAUAGAUUUGAAUGAAUACAAAAGUAUGAAGAAAAUCUUGGAAGAAAAUGUCACAGAUUGGGGAAUCUAUUGGACAUACAAUGUUGAUCAUUUUGGUAAACUUGAAGAAAGAGAAUUAAUUGAAGGAGGAAAAACUAAAUUAGUAACUGAAGAUAACAAGUUGGAGUAUGUUCAAACUUAUUGUUAUUAAAAAAUGGCUAAGGAAAUUAAAGAUUAGAUUGAGGCUUUUUUGAAUGGAUUUCAUGAAUUGAUUCCGUAAUCUUUAGUGAGCAUUUUUGAAUGGAAGGAGAUGGAACUUAUGUUAUGUGGUCUACCUGAUAUUGAUCUUGAGGAUAUGAAGGAGAAUAUCGAGUAUCAUGGUUAUGAUAAAGGAGAUAAAGUGAUUUAAUGGUUAUGGGAGUUAUUGGAGAGUUUCGACAAGAGUAAAAGAGCAGCAUUCUUAUAAUUUGUUACAGGCACAUCUAAAGUUCCUUUAGGAGGAUUCAAAGAAUUAAAAGGAAUGCAUGGUCCUCAAAAAAUAUAAAUACAUAAAAAACCUUAUGUCAAUUUUGAAUUACCUACUUCACACACAUGCUUUAAUUAAUUAGACUUACCUGAUUAUCCAGCUAGAUAGAUUCUAAAGGAGAAAUUGGAGCUGGCGAUUAUGGAAGGGAAAGAAGGUUUUGGUUUUGCUUGAUAUAAAAUAAUUUCACAUUAUUUAGAAUAAUUUAACUAUUUUUUUA
Molecule: messenger RNA, 10192 nt
Organism: Paramecium tetraurelia
Lineage: Eukaryota; Ciliophora; Oligohymenophorea; Peniculida; Parameciidae
Exons: 7
Biological process (GO): proteasome-mediated ubiquitin-dependent protein catabolic process; positive regulation of protein catabolic process; protein polyubiquitination
Molecular function (GO): ubiquitin-protein transferase activity
Source: RefSeq, a predicted model, not a curated record